GGCGGCAGGGCGGCGGCAGCAGCGGCGCAGCUCCGCUCCCCGCGCGUCUCCGGUCCCCGCGCCCAGGUGGGGCGCGCAUCCUCCACCGCCGGGAUGCGGCCAGCCGCCCGCCGCGGAAGCCGCCUGGCGCCGCCGGCGCUGCUCGCGCUCCUCACCUGCUCCCUGGCUUUUGCUUUGGUUUCUGAAGAUAUAAAGAAAGAGGUCACGCGGUCUCAGGAUUUGGAGAAUGCAAGUGGCGUAUCAAGGAGAAAUGACAUAGACUUAAAAGGAAUUGUGUUUGUCAUCCAGAGUCAAAGUAAUUCUUUUCAUGCAAAGAGAGCAGAACAAUUAAAAAAAAACAUCUUAAAGCAGGCAGCAAACCUUACACAGGAGCUCCCCAGAGUCCUCCUCCUCCACCAGCUGGCCGAGCAGGAAGGAGCCUGGACCGUACUUCCGCUGCUGCCGCACUUUGCUGUAACAUACAGCAGAAAUUCGUCAUGGAUUUUCUUCUGUGAAGAAGAGACAAGAAUACAGAUUCCAAAACUCUUAGAAACACUCAGCAGAUACGACCCCUCAAAGGAAUGGUUUUUAGGAAAAGCAUUACAUGAUGAAGAAUCUACAAUAAUUCACCAUUAUGCCUUUUCUGAAAAUCCUACAGUUUUUAAAUAUCCAGACUUUGCUGCUGGCUGGGCCCUUAGUUUUCCACUUGUAAACAAGCUUACCAAGAAAUUAAAGAGUGAAUCCCUGAAAUCCGACUUUACAAUAGAUUUAAAACAUGAGAUUGCCCUCUACAUCUGGGACAAAGGCGGAGGGCCUGCCCUCACCCCAGUGCCUGAGUUCUGCACAGAUGGCGGGGACUCCGACUGUGCUACCACAUUCCGUUCCUUUCUACCACUUUGCGGAGAACCAGUGAAGAAGGAGAAUAUUUUUGUUGCAGUAAAAACAUGCAGGAAAUUUCAUGGUGACAGAAUACCCAUCGUAAAGCAGACUUGGGAGGGACAAGCAAGUCUCAUCGAGUACUACAGUGACUAUGCUGAAAGUUCCAUCCCUACUGUGGAUUUGGGAGUUCCUAAUACGGACAGAGGUCAUUGUGGAAAGACAUUUGCCAUUUUGGAAAGAUUUCUGAAUCGUAGCCAUGACAAAAUAGCAUGGUUAGUCAUUGUGGAUGAUGAUACGUUAAUAAGUGUGUCCCGGCUCCAGCACCUGCUCAGCUGUUACGACGCCAGCGAGCCCGUGUUCCUGGGAGAGCGCUACGGCUACGGCCUGGGCACCGGCGGCUACAGCUACGUCACGGGCGGAGGAGGAAUGGUCUUCAGCAGAGAAGCCAUCAGGAGACUUGUCGCCAGUAACUGUCGAUGCUACAGCAACGAUGCCCCCGAUGACAUGGUCCUGGGAAUGUGCUUCAGUGGGCUGGGAGUCCCUGUGACACACAGCCCUCUCUUCCACCAGGCCCGGCCAGUGGAUUACCCUAAGGACUACCUUUCUCAUCAAGUUCCCAUAUCGUUCCACAAACACUGGAACAUCGAUCCAGUGAAGGUAUAUUUCACGUGGUUGGCUCCCAGCGAGGAAGACAAAGCCGGACAGGAGACACAAAAGGGUUUUAGAGAAGAAUUAUAAGUCACAGGGGCCUCCGAGCACAGUUUGGGCAGGAAACAGAGCUGGAGACUGUGACAUCGUCCCGCUGUGCUGUGCUCACACUGCUCGUGUCGGCUGCGUGGCAUCGGACGCUUUCUGACUUUAGGUGGAAAUUCUGUGUAUGGUAUGUUUUCAUGGGGGAAGAAAAGGAGUCAAGAGGAAACAGAUUUUUUUUUUCUGGGAAAAAUCAUUUGCUUUUGACUUAUGCAGUUGUUGUGCCACAUAGUGAUUACUGUGCAUUUUUCAAGCUGUGAUACAGCAGUAUUAUUACCCUCACAGGAAAAUAAAUGGUGCCAGAAGUCCUUCUCCUGUUCGCGCUCUUCAUUGUAACGGAAGGUUCAGCUGGGCGUGAGCCUGGAGAGAUGUGACUGUCUAUUCUGUACGCAUAUAAAGAAGAGUGAACGUCUUUGACAUGGAUAUUGCCGAUGGGAUGAACUUUUAAACCACAUUAUUGAUGAUGAAAAUUAUUUCCUGGGAACUCAGUACAAAUAAUGCUUUGUUGAGGAUCAUUCAUAAAACAUCAUGAGGGGCUAGAUAUGAAAUCCCCUGUAGUCUAUAAUCAUGGUUAUGUUUUAUCUAUUCUUUUGCUGUUUGUGCCCCAUAAAAGAGAAUAAGAGAUCUUCUGCUAGAGCUUCCUAUUUCUUUAGAAGUUCGUCUGUGUUCUGUUUCUCCCUGAAGCCCAUCUUUAUGGCCUACUUGUAACAUGAAAGUGUAGUGGAUGCUGCCAGAAAAUAGUGGCCUCAAUAUUUUAAAGCAACGUUGACAUGAUUUAUUCAA
Propithecus coquereli (Coquerel's sifaka) is the source of this 2391-nucleotide messenger RNA. RefSeq names its product beta 1,3-galactosyltransferase-like (gene B3GLCT). Gene Ontology annotation, cellular component: membrane. NCBI's taxonomy places the organism in Eukaryota, Metazoa, Chordata, Mammalia, Primates, Indriidae. The coding region runs from base 94 to 1596 and encodes 500 amino acids. The transcript has 15 exons. Gene Ontology annotation, molecular function: acetylglucosaminyltransferase activity. The record is from RefSeq and is a predicted model, not a curated record.